UUUACAAAUCUAUUAGUAUACCUAUGUUUGAUAGUAGUUUUGAAGCAACAUUUGUACACAUAUCAUUUAACAGUAAAAGUUUGGUUAUUGCAGCAGCAUAUAUUCCACCGGGUUAUACUUCUGACUAUGUUACUGAUUUUCUAGAUAAUAUUAAUUGUACUUUGAGUAACUACAUAGAUCUAUUGUCCUUGAUUGAUAUUGUUCUCUUGGGUGAUUUUAAUCUACCAGGUUUCAAAUGGAGUUCUGUACAGAAUGUGUCACAAGCUACUGGUUCUCACCUAAAUGUCAAUAUUCGUGAAGCCGCUGUAAUUUUGAAUAGAUUUUGUAAUUUUCAUAAACUUGCUCAAGUUAAUGAUUAUAUUAAUAUAUAUGGUAAUACUUUGGAUUUAGCCUUCACGAAUAUUGAGAAUGUAGAUGUGGAUGAAUGUUUUGAUACAAUUUUUGAUUGCGAUGUGGCUCACAAGUGUGUAGUAUUUACGGUAAAGAUGGCAUGUAUUAGUAAGUUACGUUUUACUGAUUAUAUCUGUGAUUUUAAGAGAGCGAAUUUCAUUGAAAUUAAUAAAUGCCUAAAUGACUGUAGCCUCAUUGAUGAAAUCGAUAAUUGUCUAGAUGUUGAGGAAGUAGUUGACAAAUUGAAUGUUUCUAUUAGCUUACUGGUGGACAAGUUCAUACCAAAGUUCAUAAUUAAAUCUAGUAAUUAUCCCAAAUGGUUUUCAUCUGAGUUAAUUAGGUCAAUUAAAUGUAAAAAAGAACUGCAUAAGUUAUAUAAGGAAUAUAAAUCUGAAUAUUACUAUAAAUUAUUCUGUAUUGAGCGUACUAAAUGUAAGAAUUUAAACAGAAUAGAUUAUAAGAAGUAUAUGAGUAAGGUUGAAAAUGCUGUGAUAGAUGAUAGUAGUUACUUUUUUAGUUAUGUAAAUUCAAUUAGGAAGAAUUGCGAGUUUCCCUCUACUGUUUUUUACCAUGAUGUGAAAGCUGAUACGGGUCAAGAUGUAGUCAAUUUGUUUGCAAAGAAAUUUGGUAGUGUAUAUACAGAUCUUGACCUGUCAUCAACGGACAUAAAUUAUGAAUUUUCUGAUAGUUUCUAUGAGAUUAUAUUUAAUGAGACUGAAGUACUCGAAGCAAUAAAUAGUGUGGAUGUCAAGUCAGGUCCUGGACCUGAUUUAAUUCAUCCACUUUUAUUGACAAGCUGUCCUGUUUUUUUCACUAGGCUACUUACGGCUCUUUUCAAUAGGUCAUUAGCAAGUGGGUGCUUUCCUAGACAAUGGAAAACAUCAUUCAUUACCCCAUUGCAUAAAGGUGGUAAUAGAGCAGAUGUAAAUAAUUAUAGACCUAUUGCUAAACCAAGCGUUAUUGCCAAGAUUUUUGAUAAAUUGGUACAUCAUCGACUGCAAUCAUAUCUGGUAAUAUACAUUAUGCCAGAUCAGCAUGGUUUUAUUAGUGGCAGAUCUGCUACUACUAAUUUGAGUGUUUACCUAGAUUAUUUGGUUGAGAAUAUUAUGAACGGUCACAUAAUUGACGCAGUUUACACUGAUUUUGUGAGGGCUUUUGACAUGGUAAAUAUCUCUUUGUUGGUUAGGAAAUUGGCUGCAUAUGGUAUCAGUGGUGUCUUAUUGAAUUGGUUGCGAUCGUUUUUGUCUGAUAGAAUUCAAAGAGUAAAAGUUAAGAAUUAUAUAUCUGACCCGAUAUUUGUGACAUCGGGUGUUGGACAAGGCACGCUAUUUAGGUCCGUUGUUGUUUAUACUAUUUAUAAAUGACAUCGUUAUGUCAGUGAAGCACUCAAAAGUAUUACUUUUUGCAGAUGAUUUGAAAGUUUAUAGAGUCAUUAGAAAUUUAAGAGAUAGAGAAUUAUUGCAGAUUGACAUAGUCGCGUUAUAUUAUUAGUGUGUAAAGAAUGGAUUGUUAUUUAAUAUUGAUAAGUGCUUCUUUAUUACAUUCUGUAGGGCACCUACUGCUAACAUUUUUCAAUAUAACAUUAAUGGAAUAGCACUGCAAUGUGUGAGGUUCAUUAGGGAUUUGGGUGUUAUGUUCGAUGAAAAGUUGAGUUUCGAGAUGCACAUUGACUUUAUUUGCGAAACUGUUAAAAAGAGAAUAAACUUUAUUAAACGUUUUACUAAAGAUUUUGUUGAUAAGACGUCUUUUAAAACAUUGUACUAUACGCUUGUUCACUCAACCUUAACUUACUGCUCUGUAGUUUGGAAUCCGUACCUUAAGUAUCAAAUUGAUAAACUUGAGAGAGUGAAUCAUAUUUACUUGAGGUAUGUUGCGUAUAAGUUAAACAUGCCUAUGAGUAUUGUUGAGCAUGAUUACAGUGCUAUUGCCUCCGCGUUGGCAAUACCUAGUCUUGAAUCUGAUCGUGUUAGGAUCGAUAUUAUAUUUGCAUAUAAAUUAUUAAGUAACAAAAUAGAUUGUAGUGCAUUACUAAGCAAAUUUAAUAUCUAUAUUCCUAGUCGUAGAUUAAGAAAUAAUGAUAGGUAUUUUUUCAUUAAUGUUUCGAAAAGUGAUUUCAUUAAGAGAUCACCUAUUGAGCGUAUAUCGAGAUUGCUUAAUUCUCACUCCAAUUGGUUAGAUAUUUACAACAGUAGUCUGUCUAGAGUUAAACUCGAUUCACGGCGGAUUAUUCAUGUUUUUGAGUAAUACCUAAAUAAUUAGUAAUACAUAUUUCCGAUUUACUAUGCUGUAACUUGAUUUUUUAUUGUAUUUGCAUUUUUUUAUUAUUAGAAUAUAAUUUGUAAUUUUUUUUGUUAUGUUUCUGUAUCAUGGGCAUGCCCGUUAAACGGAAAAUAAAUAAAUAAAUUAUUAAACUUA
Molecule: messenger RNA, 2805 nt
Organism: Cephus cinctus (wheat stem sawfly)
Lineage: Eukaryota; Metazoa; Arthropoda; Insecta; Hymenoptera; Cephidae
Product: LINE-1 retrotransposable element ORF2 protein
Exons: 2
Coding region: 24-1754 (576 amino acids)
Source: RefSeq, a predicted model, not a curated record